Cottoperca gobio is the source of this 2592-nucleotide messenger RNA. It is a transcript of the gene atxn7l2b, whose product is annotated as ataxin 7-like 2b. The transcript has 9 exons. The record is from RefSeq and is a predicted model, not a curated record. Lineage: Eukaryota; Metazoa; Chordata; Actinopteri; Perciformes; Bovichtidae. Bases 30 to 1949 code for a protein of 639 amino acids.
UAUCACCUCCUGAACGCGCAAGAGCAGCAAUGGCCGCUAUGGCUCGGCGAAAUCCUAAUCUCGACGAUUUUGUCGGAUUAAACUGGAGUUGUUGGGUAGAUAGUUCGAAUAUUUUACCAUCUGACGCUGGGUCAAAUGUUGAAGAAAGCAGCAAGCAUGGGAGGAACCGCCCUGAGACCAUGACCCUCAGGAAAGAAGAUAUGCACACAUUUGGCCACUGCCCUGCACACGAUGAGAUGUAUCUGGUGGUGUGCAGCCACUGUGGCCAGGUAGUGAAGCCUCAAGCCUUUGAGAAGCACUGUGAGAGGCGGCAUGGUCCUCUCACUAAAAUGUGUGGACAGUCUUUGGCUCCAGAGCAGCGACCUCGCUCUGCUCGCUCCUCUUCAAAUCCUUCCUUCUCUAGAGAGAGGCAGAAAGAUGGCAGAUGUCGUGAAGCCAGUGCCCCCUCCUCAGCGGCGUCACCGGCCCACCAGCACCGGCCUGGCAAGGCCCAGAAGGAGGCAGUGAGUUUUCUUCCAGUGGAGAAGUUCCCUCGGGAGAACGCUCCCCUCCCACACUCCUCCUCCUCCUCGCCUCGCCCCAGGGUCCCUCCUGGGCACUCAGGACCUCUGCCCCCUGGCCACUGUUCCUCCUCCACUUCUCCGUCAGAGAGACCCUCAGUGCAGAAACCCACAGCUGGGCAGUCCUGUGUGUCUCUCAGUCCUCAGCAGGGAACGAGGACCUACAGCCGGAUUUACAAAAACAUCAAUAAGAAAGAAUGUGACCUGAACAAGCAGUGUGGAGUUCUGGUCCCAGAGAGGAAGAAGCUGUGCAGCCGGGAGCUUAUAUACAAUACUGAUUCCAUCCACCAGCAGCAGCAGAAAGCAUUGGGAAGGACUAAGACCUUUGAUCCGUUGGCAGAGGAGCAGGAAGCAGCCUCCGCAGCUCAAGAUAUAGAGCGGCUUCUUGUCACACCAAAAGACAGAGAGCAACACCUGGAAGCUUUUGAAGAGAAAAUACCAACUCAGAGCUGUAAAACCUUCAACAGCAACUGUCUUCUCAGCAGGUCCGUUCCAUCAGUCAGCAUUCCGGAGGAGGAUGGCGACAGCGCUGUGGAAGUGGAGGUACAGCCUCAAUAUGCCUUCAACCAGAGCCCGCUGUCAGCCGAGGAGAGUGAAGACGAUGAGCAGGAGGAAGCCACAGACCUGCCUGCAACACCCUGUCACCCCAAACCUCUCGGGCUAUGCACUUUUGGAUGCCGCACAUUGGGUUGCAACAUCUUCACCUUCAACCGGCGUUUGCACCACCUGCGGUUUGCCCUCAGUGCCAUGUUGGAGCACCAUGUCAGCACACACCUGUGGAAGAAAAUGCCUCAAGUAUCAUCAGGUCUCAGGUCACGUCACGUCACGCCACCAGCUGUAGGAUCACCUGUCAGGACAGAGCCUCAACCCUCCAAAUCCACUGGCUCCGUCAACCUUGAGUCUACCUCACUGGGACAACUGGGAACCAAAACCAGUCCGCACAACUCCCCCAGUAUGAAAGCACCUUCUUCCACCACACCUGCGAGACUUGGACCUGGCCGACGGCGAACCAGCAAGGCUCGGCUGCGGGAGGAGGAGCUUAUGCAAGAUGCAAGUGCAGCACAGAAAGCUGCCAAGCUGUCACACAGCGGUGAAGACAAAUCCUCCAAAUACAUCAGGGAUCCCCCCCUCAAUGAGAAGGGCCAGCCACACGUCCCCUCCUCUCAAGGUGCAGUAAACGGUACCUUCUCAAACGGAACGAAGCCAUGCCCUCCUCUCCACCGCUCCCCCCGCAGCAAAGGGAGGACCCCAGGGAUUCAGGAGAAGGGGGUGGGCUACGACCCCAGGGGUCUUGCCCAAAAGCGCAAAGGCAGCAAUGAGUCACCGCCCCUCAGCUCCUCACUGUCCAGAACCUCCAAGUGUCAACGUUUGUCCUCCCCUUCCCAGUAGAGGAGACAGAAUGGAGAGAAUAUCUGGGCCGUGAGUAGACCAGCGAGCUGAGGCAUAAAAUACUGUAGGUCGCAUAAUACCAUCAAUGUCUCUUGAUGAUGUGGAUCUAUCAUAUUAGGGUUAAAAUGACAUGAAUAAUAACUUGAUUGUAUGUUUCAACAACAAUGAAAGCAUUUGUAGGUGAUAGUUGUUGUUUACCUCCUAUCUUCACAGCCAAUAAAGAGGCCAGCCUUAAAAAGACCAUUUGGAGGCGUGUGUGUGUGUGUGUGUGUGUGUGUGUGUGUGUGUGUGUGUGUGUGUGUGUGUGUGUGUGUGUGUGUGUGUGUGUGUGUGUGUGUGUGUGUGUGUGUGUGUGUUUCUGUCCAAAUUUGUUUAUGUGUUCAAUUUUUUAUGCACAGAUAUCAGGAAUAAAUAUGUGUCUGCAUGUAGCUGUAUGUGUGUAUUUGUGUGUAUUUUUGCUAAUUAUCAAUUUUUUACGUGUCCAAAAGUCUCAGUUUGUUACCUGUGUGAGUGUAAGAAUGUCAAAAUACCUCAAUCUACUCAUCAUGCUGCUAAAGUGAAAAGUAAUUUCAUGGCACAACAAUAAAACAUUCUUGAAUCUUUAACAGGCCUGUAUCUUCUGUUGUUUUACUGUGGUUCCGUA